AGAGCACAAGGCUUCAUUCUUUCCCUCAUUGUGAAAUGGAGGAAGCAGUUAUACCUUUUAAGAAUCUGCACAGCAGAGAGUAUCAAGGUCACAAAAAGAAGGUGCAUUCGGUUGCUUGGAAUUGUACUGGCACGAAGCUAGCUUCCGGUUCUGUUGACCAAACCGCUCGUGUUUGGCACAUUGAGCCUCAUGGUCAUUUGGUGUCAUCAUAGCCAUGGGAUUGGAUAGUGAUUUGAGACUAAAAUGAUAGGUAAAAUUAAAGACAUUGAAUUGAAGGGUCAUACUGAUAGUGUGGACCAGCUAUGUUGGGACCCCAAACACGCUGAUCUAAUAGCAACUGCGUCAGGUGACAAGACUGUUCGUCUGUGGGAUGCUCGUAGUGGAAAAUGCUCUCAGCAGACAGAGCUUAGUGGGGAGAAUAUAAACAUCACCUACAGGCCUGAUGGAACUCAUGUAGCUGUUGGGAAUAGGGAUGACGAACUAACUAUACUGGAUGUUCGCAAAUUUAAGCCAAUUCAUAGGCGUAAGUUCAAUUAUGAGGUAAAUGAGAUAGCUUGGAAUAUGACAGGAGAGAUUUUCCUCUUGACAACUGGGAAUGGUACUGUUGAAGUGCUAGCAUACCCAUCUCUGCAACCACUUGACACAGUCAUGGCUCAUACAGCUGGUUGCUAUUGCAUUGCAAUAGAUCCAAAAGGAAGAUAUUUUGCUGUUGGAAGUGCGGAUUCCUUAGUUAGCCUUUGGGAUAUCUUGGAGAUGCUUUGUGUACGUACAUUUACAAAACUUGAAUGGCCUGUCAGGACAAUUAGCUUCAACCAUACAGGAGAUUAUAUUGCUUCUGCCAGUGAAGACUUGUUUAUUGAUAUAUCCAAUGUUCAUACUGGCCGCUCUCUGCAUCAAAUCCCGUGCCGAGCUGCAAUGAACAGCGUGGAAUGGAAUCCCAAGUACAAUUUACUUGCAUAUGCUGGGGAUGACAAGAACAAAUAUCUUGUUGAUGAGGGUGUUUUUCGAAUAUUUGGCUUUGAGAGUACCUAAAUUACAGCAGAGGAUUGAGAUGUUUUAUUGUAACAUUGGAAUUUUAGUCUCCUUUUUUCUGGAUGGCCUUGGAUUAUUUGUAACAUUAUGUCUUUGUUAGGAAAUUUGAUCUUGUUGGUAAUACACGAAUUUGUCCUUGGAUUAUUUGUAACAUUAUGUCUUUGUUAGGAAAUUUGAUCUUGUUGGUAAUACACGAAUUUGUCCUUAACAUAAUUUUCUUAGUGAUCAUUCUUUUAUGUUUA
Molecule: messenger RNA, 1274 nt
Organism: Ricinus communis (castor bean)
Lineage: Eukaryota; Viridiplantae; Streptophyta; Magnoliopsida; Malpighiales; Euphorbiaceae
Product: THO complex subunit 3
Exons: 12
Coding region: 244-1032 (262 amino acids)
Biological process (GO): mRNA export from nucleus
Cellular component (GO): THO complex part of transcription export complex
Molecular function (GO): protein binding
Source: RefSeq, a predicted model, not a curated record